This is a messenger RNA of Procambarus clarkii (red swamp crayfish), 857 nucleotides long. NCBI's taxonomy places the organism in Eukaryota, Metazoa, Arthropoda, Malacostraca, Decapoda, Cambaridae. The record is from RefSeq and is a predicted model, not a curated record.
GGAAGGAUACCUUCCCGCAUCCUUCCCAGUAUAGCCCUCCUUCCGUCCCACACCCAGUACCCUCUACCAGUACCACCCUCUCCCACUACCCACCUCUCCCACUACCCACCUCUCCCACUACCCACCUCUCCCACGACCCACUACCCACCUCUCCUACGCCCACGCCCACUACCCACCUCUCCCACUACCCACUACCCACCUCUCCCACGCCCAUCUACCCACCUCUCCCACGCCCAUCUACCCACCUCUCCCACGGCCACUACCCACCUCUCCCACGCCCACUACCCACCUCUCCCACUACCCACUACCCACCUCUCCCACGCCCACUACCCACCUCUCCCACGCCCAUCUACCCACCUCUCCCACGCCCACUACCCACCUCUCCCACGCCCACUACCCACCUCUCCCACUACCCACAACCCACCUCUCCCACGCCCACUACCCACCUCUCCCACGCCCACUACCCACCUCUCCCACUACCCACCUCUCCCACGCCCACUACCCACCUCUCCCACUACCCACAACCCACCUCUCCCACGCCCACUACCCACCUCUCCCACUACCCACAACCCACCUCUCCCACGCCCACUACCAACCUCUCCCACGCCCACUACCAACCUCUCCCACGCCCACUACCAACCUCUCCCACGCCCACUACCCACAACCCACCUCUCCCACGCCCAUCUACCCACCUCUCCCACGGCCACUACCAACUCUCUCCACUACCCACUACCACCUCUCCCACUACCCACUACCCACCUCUCCCACGCCCACUACCCACUACCCACCUCUCCCACGCCCACUACCCACCUCUCCCACGCCCACUACCAACCUCUCCCACACUUCACACAAUCUGA